AUGAACUGGCUCAAGUCAACCCUCGCGAGUGUUGCGGGUACGCAGGAGCCGAUCUAUGGCCCUGAGGCGAUUCGAUCUGUUGCCCAACAAGCACAGGAAGUGCCUUACACUGUACUCUCUAAGGAGGAUCUGCGUUGGCGCGCCUACCAAUACACCAAUGUCGAGACCAAGACCUUUUAUAUCAUGGCCGACAAUGGCACCUUAGUUUUUGUGCAGAUCAUCUACAGCAACAUUGUUGGCAUCCACACCACCGCCCAGUUCAACGCGAAGAUUUUCAACCUUACUGGAGAUGCCCCCCACAAGUGGUACUCGGAUCCCUUGUACAACUUCAUGUUCGAUGAGAGCAUGCUUUCCUUUGGAGCCGACAAUCUCUCUCUAACGCUCAAUGAGGAGGGAGAUGCUUACACACUGAAAUCCGCUGUGAACGAAGACUGUCUGGUGAACAUCACCUUCAACCGUUCUUCCCCUGGUUUCGUCAUUGGAAAGGAUGGCACUUCCUACUUCGGUACAGACGCACAGAACCCCUGGGGUUCGAUGAGCCAUGCAUUCUGGCCCCGUUGUGGUGUUGAAGGAACCAUCACCACCAAGGAGCAAACUUACGACCUCAAAGGCCGCGCCAUGUUCAUUCAUGGUCUUCAAGGCAUGAAGCCGCAUCAUGCGGCUGCGCGGUGGAACUUCGUCAACUUCCAGACUCCCACAUACACCGCCGUCAUGAUGGAGUUUACAACACCCCCCUCUUACGGAUCGACCGUGGUGAACGUUGGUGGAAUCGUUAAAGACGGAGAGAUCAUUUAUGCCGGCGUGACCAACUCGGCUACCCAUACCGAGGCAGCCCAAGAUAAAGAUAGCGACUGGCCCGAGCCGAAAUCUAUCAAGUGGGUUUGGGAUGGCAAGUCGAAAGAUGAUAAGACUGUUCAUGCGGAGCUCGAUGGCGCGCUUGGCAGAAGAUUGGACCGUAUUGACGUCAUGGCGGAGGUGCCAGGCUUCAUCAAGACCAUCGCCGGUAGUGUGGCUGGCACACGGCCGUACAUCUUCCAGUUCGCCCCCCAAGAGAAGCUUACACUGAAGUUGAAGGUCGGAGAUGAAGAAGUCUCCGAGGAGGGUGUCAUGUUCUCCGAAUCGACGUUCAUCUCGUGA
Messenger RNA from Aspergillus oryzae RIB40, 1137 nucleotides. RefSeq names its product survival factor 1 family protein. Gene Ontology annotation, biological process: response to oxidative stress. The coding region runs from base 1 to 1137 and encodes 378 amino acids. The record is from RefSeq and is a predicted model, not a curated record. The transcript has 5 exons. NCBI's taxonomy places the organism in Eukaryota, Fungi, Ascomycota, Eurotiomycetes, Eurotiales, Aspergillaceae. Gene Ontology annotation, cellular component: cytoplasm.